Dracunculus medinensis (Guinea worm) is the source of this 2070-nucleotide messenger RNA. The record is from the annotation of a GenBank genome assembly. Lineage: Eukaryota; Metazoa; Nematoda; Chromadorea; Rhabditida; Dracunculidae.
AUGACAAAAGAUAGUGACUGCGUGUUGAAUGUUCAAGCCUUAGAGUUGGAUACUCGAGACGAACAUAGCGCUUAUAUUGUUGCACACCUUGAGCGCAUAAUGAAAGAACGAGAUAUUUAUGCGAAUAGUUUAUUUGAAAUUGCCAAUGAACAUGAAAGCGAUGAAGGAAGUAUGACCACUGGAUCAUCCUCAGUGUCGAGUGAAAUUUCUAGACCCAAGCAACAAGAAAUUAGAUACGAAAAUCGCACGCCCUCACCAACAUCGCAAGAAAAACACAACAAUGUCGAAUUGGCAUCAAUAAAGGCCGAAUUCCGGCGAUUAAGAAAUUUAACGUAUAAUUCAAGAUUUUUUUUUUUUCAAGAUAUUUGGCGAUUUGAAACAUUGCAUUCUAAUAGAAAACUUAAAGAACGCUUAGAUCGUAAAUGAGAAGAGAAAGACGAAAUGAUUGCUGAAUUAAAAGAAGAGCUUGAGGCUCGUGAUUCAGAUUUGCUUAAACUUCAGCAGGAACGCUUAGAACUGAUUAAAGAUGCCAGAGCAGCUAAGGAUUAUCGGGAUGAGCUCGACUGUCUCCAGCAAAAAGUGAUCGAUCUUGAAAAAAUGAGAAGCGAAAAUGAUAGAAUGAAGAAAAAAUUGGAAGAAAUGGAAUUUUUCAAGUCUCGAGUCGCUCAACUAAAGGAAGAAAAUGAUUUGAUCCAUGAAUCGUGUUCAGUAUUGGAAGAACAACUUGAACAACUUCAAAGGAAAGCUGGAGCUCAUUUUGAUGUCGAGCAAAAACUUACUGAGUGCCAAAACCAAGUUAAGCUUCAUCUCAAUGACCUGGCUGAGGAACGUAAAAAACGUGAACAAUUACUAAUUGAAAAUGGACGACUCGAAAGGGAAUUAGAAUUUGAACGACAUAAUAACGCUGCAUUAUUACGUAAAAUUGAAAAUUCGAAUGAACCAACAAGUGCUCGGGAAAAUUUUGAUUCACUGGGAAGUCAACUAGCAGAUGACGAUAAAAAGCGAAUUUUACAAUUAGAAUUAGAAAAUCGUAAACUGCGUAGUAAAAUUGAUAAUUCAAGCGAACCGGACGAUUCUGGUCCAUUACGAGCAGAGUUAUUGCGUACUGAGAUUGAGCUUUCCCAAAAGACUGAACAGUGUUUAAUGGCUGAUCGACAAAUUCAGCAGUUUGAACUAACUCUUAGUCAGCUUACCGCCCAAUACAAAGCGGUUUGCGAUUUGUGUGAGGCCAUAAAAGAAGAACGAGAUGCAGCACAACAAAAUUUGCAGGAAGCUCGUCGUAAUUUUUCUGAAUUCCAGUCACACUUUCAAAAUGAAUUAAAGACUGAUCUUAGUAAUAAGUUAAAAAUAAUGGAAACAUCACUGAAAGAAUCUGAAGAAAAGUCGGAACGUUAUCGAGAUGAAAAGAUAAGUUUGGAAAAGCAGCUAGAGGCAAUGAAUAAAAAUGAAAAAGAAAAAGCAAUCUUGGAAAAAAAAUUAGAAAUGCUUCGAGAUGAUCACAAUAACCUACAAAUCGAAGCCGAUGACUUGAAAUAUCAAUUAGAAAUAUUAAAACAAUCAAUGGUUUCGCUUGAACGACAAAAAAGAGAUCUUGAAAAGGAGAAAAAUAUGCUAAAAGAAAAAGUGGAAUCAAUUGAAAUUAAAUAUGACGAUGCAAAAGUAAAAUUAAUGAAUAUGGAGAACUUAGAAAAGAAAUUAGCUGCAAAUGAAAAAAAUUUUCUUGAAAAGCAGAAUAAAAUCUGUGAUCUCGAAUCAGAAAAUCGCCAGCUGAACCAUAGAGUAAAACUGGAAAUAGAAAAAACUGAUCGAUUUCGUGAUGAUCUCAUUUUCGAAAAAUCCCGGUGUAGCGAUCUGGUUUCUCGCUUACGAUCAGUGUGUAAUACGAUUCAACUGAAUGGAGGAAAAUGUGAUAUACCGGAAGGUGAUGAACAAAUCAUUGCCACUAUUGAUGAUAUUAUUAUGAAGGCGCUGGUUACGGCUCGACGUGAAGCAGAUGCACUACGUUUACAGCAACAUACUCAGCUGGCUGAAUUGAACGAUUUAAGGAGGGAUAUUGAAAAGUUGAGGUGA